AUGGACGAAAGCUACCCCAAAGGCCCACUCAGGGAUUCGGGCACCCACAGGAGCCCUCCAAUGGGCGCUGGGACCCGCAGGGUCUCUCCCAGGGACAGAGGCACUCCCAGAGGCCAUCCAAGGGAAGGCGGCUCUACCAGGGGCCAUACCAGGGGCGGCGGAGCCCCCAGGGACCUUCCUAGUGACGGCAGCGCUCCCAAAUACCCUCCCAAGGGCGACCUCGGCAACAGGGGCCCUCCAGAGGACGGCAGUUUCUCCAGGGCCCCUACAAAAAGCGGCGGGGCUCCCAACGACCAACCCAGGGGCGACGGUGCACCUAGGGACCCUCCCUGGAACUGUGGCGCCACCAUGGACCCUUCCAGGAGCAGCGACGUCCCGAGGGACCCUACCAAGUGCUCCCAUGGGAUCAUCGCAUGCUUGCACAAAAACUACUGCACCCAGGGGCCCUACUGCUCUGGUGCUCCCAUUAGCCCUCCCAGGGCAGACGGGGAUCCUAGGGACUAUCCCAAGGGCGGCGGCAGCAAUUGGGUCCCUGCCAGGGACAGUGGUGUCCUCAGGGACCAUUCCAGGGGCGGUAGCUCCCCCAGAGACCAUCCGAGGGGCUUAGAGGCCACCAGCGACCAACCCAGUACCGACGGUUCACCUAGGGACCCUCCCUGGAACGGUAGCGCCCCCAUGGACCCUUCCAGGAGCAGCGACUUCCCCAUGGACCCUACCAAGUGUCCCCAGGGGAUCAUCGCAUGCUUGGUCGUUGUGUAA
Molecule: messenger RNA, 759 nt
Organism: Homarus americanus (American lobster)
Lineage: Eukaryota; Metazoa; Arthropoda; Malacostraca; Decapoda; Nephropidae
Product: basic salivary proline-rich protein 2-like
Exons: 2
Coding region: 1-759 (252 amino acids)
Source: RefSeq, a predicted model, not a curated record